This is a messenger RNA of Linum trigynum, 2618 nucleotides long. The record is from the annotation of a GenBank genome assembly. Lineage: Eukaryota; Viridiplantae; Streptophyta; Magnoliopsida; Malpighiales; Linaceae.
UAAUUUCAUAAUGCAUUUAUUAUUAAACAUAAACCAUUUUAAAUUCAUAUUAUCACUAAAAUAUAUAAUAAAUCAUUCAAACCAUCUCACAUGAGAAAUCAUUUUUUUUUAAUUCAAAUUUAAAAUUACGGUCUCAGUCGGUAGUUGACAAUGUAAAGUUAGACAACAAAGUUGGAAUGAGAAGAGUAAGCACAUGUAACUUAAUAAUUAUGGUUUGAUGGCAUUAAUUUAUAUUAAAGUAUUACAUUUUUUUAUUUAAAAUAGUGAACCGAUGAACCAGUUAAAUCGUGAUGGUUCAUCUAAUUUUAUGUUGAACCAUGAAAAAUCGUUUGGUCUAUCAAUAACCGUCCAAACAAUGAACCGAACCGCUAUUAUAACUGGUUUGACGGUUUUACAGGCCCGGCUAUUGAUCCGAUUCGGCAUUUAUUUCUUCAACGAGAAAUUUCCCUCCCCAAGCGACCAACAGACCGGGCCGGGCCGAGCCAGCCCAUUCUUCAGCCCGUGAAAGUAUUGGACUAAUGGCCCUGAGCCCAAGUUCGUAUCAACCGGUCCUAACUCCCAAUCAGAUUCAAUAAUUACGAUUUUCUUCUCUGGUCUUCCGCUUUCUCUUUGCUCUCUCCUUCUUGUCUAUCUGUCCGAGUGUCUGUGAACCUCCGAUCUCGCUCUCUUUCGUAGUGCCACCCAUCACGAUCUUCACCGGCGAUCACACUCCACCCUUCAUCUAUCUUGUCCUCAGGUUGGCAACUCUCUCUCCCUAUCGUUCUUUUGAUUCUCCUGAGAUCGUCUGCUUCUCAGUUUCUGAUUUCUGUUCCCUCCCCAAGCUAAAUGAUUUCAACAAGAAUGCCGUAAUGGAUCCUGGAGUCCUAGGAUCACUCUCAAUAUGUCUCCUGAUUACUUAUUGUAGCAGAAUUUUGGUUCGCUUAAGUCCAAUUAUCUUAAACUUUCUGCUUUUCUGGCUCUGGUUUUCAUAUAUGACGAAGAAUGUCGACGAUUUAGGUCUUUCUUCUUUGUUAGGGAUGGAUUCUUUUUGAGGGCUGAGGUAGCACGUUCUUAGAAAGAGGUGGAAGCGUUAAAUGGACUCGAUUGGAAUAAGCAAUAUUCUGAGUGCUGGGAUUCUCUGUACCAUGCCACUGUAAUUUCAACCACAUAACACCUUCAGAUGGUGAAAGAUCGAAUUGCUGAGUUUGGUAGCUACUACUUUAAUUUCAACUGAGUUUAGCCUCCCUGGUCAGAAGGGAUUCAUUGUUUACAAAGCAUAUUGUUUGUUGCAACUUCAUUGAGCGGAAAUAUAUGUUGUAUAGGCUUCCAUUUCUCUGUGGGAUCUGCUACCAGAACACAUUGUUUGCCUGCUGAGUGACCUGGGUGAUUCAGUAAAGCCUCACAUAUCAUUUAGAUAUCUCCAUGGAAGUGGAUAAUUGUCUGUAAAUGAGAUACCAGUCCUUUGGUCAUUUCUACUUCGAGUUAGGACCUGUUAUGAAGCAGGGAUAAAUGGCACCUUAAACUACAUGGGCAAAAAUAUGAGAUGCAUUCAGGUUCUUUAUAUGCCAUGCCAUCCCUAAAAGGGGCAUAUAAGCAUUGUUCAAUUUAUUUGUUUUUAUUUUUUCUCAGUUUCCUUCUUUCUUAAGUUUUAUGCUGAGACCGUUUUCUACAUUCUAGUUUCAGAUUUUACUGAAAGAUGGCAGGCCAAGGCCAGCGCUUGACUGUGGUCCCUACAGUAACCAUGCUUGCAGUGAUGAAAGCUCGCCUCGUCGGUGCCACAAGAGGCCAUGCUCUUCUCAAGAAGAAGAGUGAUGCUCUAACUGUGCAGUUCCGGGCAAUACUCAAGAAUAUUGUAUCGACCAAAGAGGCCAUGGGAGACAUCAUGAAGAAUUCCUCCUUUGCCCUAACUGAGGCAAAAUAUGUUGCAGGGGAGAAUAUCAAACACGUCGUCCUGGAAAGCGUCCAAACUGCAUCUGUUAAAGUCCGAUCUCGCCAAGACAAUGUCGCUGGAGUUAAGCUUCCCAAGUUUGAGUAUUUCUCUGAAGGAGAUACCAAGAGUAAUGACCUAACUGGUUUGGCCAGAGGAGGGCAGCAGGUACAGAAGUGCCGUGUUGCUUAUGUGAAAGCAAUUGAGGUUCUUGUCGAGCUGGCUUCGCUUCAGACUUCGUUCUUGACGCUUGAUGAGGCAAUCAAGACGACAAAUCGAAGGGUUAAUGCAUUGGAGAAUGUUGUGAAGCCAAGAAUUGAGAACACAAUCACUUACAUCAAGGGGGAGUUGGACGAGCUCGAGAGAGAAGAUUUCUUCAGGCUGAAGAAGAUUCAAGGUUAUAAGAAGAGGGAGAUCGAGAGGCAGAGAGCUUCUGCAAUUGGGUUUGCUGAGGAUCAAAUUGCUGAGAAGCUGUCCUUGAGUAAAGGCAUUUCGAUGGCUUCGGCUCAGAACAUGUUGGCUGCUGGCGCAAAGGACGAGGAUAUAAUCUUUUGAGCUGGGAUGCAAGUUAGUUUUAAUUUAUUGCUUCUUUCCUUAGGAUUCGGGGCUGCUGCCACGGACAUGCUGCUUCGUUUUGGUGGUGACUGCGCCGAGAUCAUUCAGAGCGGAAGAGAUACAUAUAUAUUUUGCUGAAUAAAGCUUACGUGUAUGU